AUGGCAGUUGUAGAUUUUGAUCUACGGUUCACCUAUGUGUUGGUUGGUUGGGAAGGAACUGCACAUGUUGCUCUAGUUUUACAUGAUGCUUUAGAACGUGAGAAUGGCCUCCGCGUCCCACAAGGCAAAUUCUACCUAGUUGAUACUGGAUAUGGAGCCAAACCAGGAUUUUUGCCCCCCUUUUGUGGUGUUCGGGCUAUCAAUGAGAAGUUCAACACAAGGAUCACUGGUGAGCAAGUCAAGAAUUAUUUGAAAACAUGGCAGAAAAGGAUUGCAAAGAUAAAUAGAUUGAAGAAGUUGAGUGCUGCCCUCUUUGAUGAAGAAAAAUGCAUAAUUACACUUGAUGAGGAGCACUACAACGGUCAUGUCCAUGAUCACAAGUUUGAUGCUGAGUUCUUGAACAAGCCCCUCUUGCACUAUCGAGAGAUGGAGGCAAUAUUUGGCAAUAGCAUGGCUACUGGAAACUUUGCAAAAGAUUCAAGUGCACCUCUAGGUAGAAAGGAUGAUGAGGGUGAAAGUCAAGAAGAGGGGGAUGAGUGCCCGCACCGCCCGUUCCACUCCCUCGUCCGAUCCAUCCUCUACCAGCAGCUCGCCUUCAAGGCCGCCGCCUCCGUCUACUCCCGGUUCCUCUCGCUCCUCGGCGGCGAGGCCAGCGUGACCCCCGACGCCGUCCUCGCGCUCACCCCGCAGCAGCUCCGCCAGAUCGGGGUCUCCCCGCGCAAGGCGUCCUACCUACACGACCUCGCCCGCAAGUAUGUCUCCGGGAUCCUCUCCGAUUCCGCCAUCAUCAACAUGGACGACCGCUCCCUCGCCGCCAUGCUCACCAUGGUCAAGGGCAUCGGCGCCUGGAGCGUCCACAUGUUCAUGAUCUUCUCCCUCGCGCGACCCGAUGUGCUCCCAUCCGCCGACCUCGGCGUGCGCAAGGGCGUGCAGAUGCUCCACGGGCUCGAAGACGUGCCUCGGCCGUCGCAGAUGGACAAGCUGUGCGAGCGGUGGCGCCCCUACCGCUCCGUCGGGGCGUGGUAUAUGUGGCGGCUCAUCGAGUCCAAGGUGCCGCAGCCGGCGCCGGCCAUCCCUGUGGGACCACUUGCACUCCCUUCGCCUGACGGCCAGAUUAUGCUGCAGCAGCAGCAACAACAGCAACAGAGUGUCAUCCAAAUGAUCGAUCCCCUUCAGAUGCUCCCAGGAAUGGGGUAAAUUCGGUAUCACUUCUGCCUAUUAGUUCUGCAUCUUAGAUGGAUGGUUGCUGUGCCAGUCAGUUGGUUGCUCUGCGCAUUAUUGUUCUGUAAUGGCCAGAGUGUAGCAUUGGAAAUGAGUACCCUGGUCUGAACUUGUUAAAUUAUCGGUGUUGUCUGUGUUGUUUAUCCUCGUCAAGAGUCUGUGAAGAUCGUGGUUGGCCAUUCUUCACAUUGUAAAAUUCGUUAGCGGUGUUUUAGAACCCCCUGGAAUUGUGCCAUCCUUGUAGUUUACCUGUGAUGAAAUGAAAUGAUUAAGAGCAUGCUAAGCACAAGAAUCCCUCUUCUAAUUCUAAGGGCGUGCACUGGCAUUUUGGUGCCAUUACUUUG
Molecule: messenger RNA, 1565 nt
Organism: Setaria italica (foxtail millet)
Lineage: Eukaryota; Viridiplantae; Streptophyta; Magnoliopsida; Poales; Poaceae
Exons: 5
Coding region: 1-1197 (398 amino acids)
Biological process (GO): DNA alkylation repair; base-excision repair; base-excision repair, AP site formation
Cellular component (GO): protein-DNA complex; nucleus
Molecular function (GO): alkylated DNA binding; DNA-7-methylguanine glycosylase activity; DNA-3-methyladenine glycosylase activity
Source: RefSeq, a predicted model, not a curated record